GGAGGACUCGUCCAUCUUCCCUCUGAAGAGGAGCUCUGUGGACCUGUCCUGUCCCAUGGACCCCCCCUCCACCCAGGAGCAGAUGGCGCAGUCCGCUCACCUCAUGACUCUGGGUCUCUGUCGGAUCUCCAAACCUCCCCCUCCUCCCUCCACGUCCUCCCCCGUCCAGAACCCUCCUCCCCACCAGACGCCGGCUCCACCCCCGGCAGGCUGUCGUGUCUCCUGUGUCCGCUGACGCUGCCGUCCCGCCGGCUGCUGGACGUCCACGUCAGGUCCCACCGUCCUGCCGGCGGCUUCAGCUGCAUCUGCUGCCGAUGGACGGCCGACAGCUGGGAGGAGCUCCAACCUCACUGGAACAUCUGCAGGAGGAGGAGGAAGGAGGAGCUGGGAGACAGGAGGAGGAGGAAGAGGGCGGCCUGUCGAAGGACGUUCAGGAACACCGCAGCACGAAACGCUCCGACUCACAAACACAGCAGAUCCUCAGAUGAAUGGAGAGAGCAGCUGACUGGACGAGCUGAAGGGAAGGAGGCAGUGCGACUCGACAGAGCUCCGGCUGAUUCGCUGCAGAACGUCUCAGAGACCAAGAAGAAGACCAGGAGGAAGGAAGGGAUGGAGGGUUCAGAGCAGCCAGGCUUCACCUGCUCUCUGUGUCACGGGAAGUUCUCCUCAAAGCUCACUCUGAGGCGUCACCUGGGCGUCCACGGAGGAGACAAGCCCUUCACCUGUCCUCACUGCACCUACAGCAGCAGACUGAAGGCCUCGCUGCUGCAGCACCUGAGGACUCACACAGGUGAGAAGCCGUACAGGUGUGCUGAGUGUCCAUACGCGUCCAUCGAUCGCAGCUCUCUGCUCCGCCACAGUCGGACCCACAGCCAGGUGAAGCCGUACAGGUGUCAGCACUGUGAUUACAGCAGCAUCCAGAAGAAGAGUCUGGACCUCCACGCUCGCCGCCAUCACACCGGGGAGGCGUUCCCAUGCCAACAAUGUGACUACUCCAGUCCGGACCGCCAGCUGCUGCUGAGACAUGUCCGCCGACACCACGCCCCCUCUCAUCACGCUGCGCUCUGAUUGGACCGCUCGAGGCCCACAGCGGACCUGAGACUCUGAUUGGCUGUGUAGGAGGCACGGGGUCUGAUGAUGGAAGCAGGAAGUGUUUUAUGGUAGCUUUUUUACUUCAAAAUAAAAGACGUUUGUGCGAUGAA
Molecule: messenger RNA, 1202 nt
Organism: Acanthochromis polyacanthus (spiny chromis)
Lineage: Eukaryota; Metazoa; Chordata; Actinopteri; Pomacentridae
Product: zinc finger protein Xfin
Exons: 6
Biological process (GO): regulation of transcription by RNA polymerase II
Cellular component (GO): nucleus
Molecular function (GO): DNA-binding transcription factor activity, RNA polymerase II-specific; RNA polymerase II transcription regulatory region sequence-specific DNA binding
Source: RefSeq, a predicted model, not a curated record